AUGAAAGAAGAUGAUGAGUUCAUUGUAUUGUAUGAUUUUCUUCAUCAUAAUCAACAAAAUCUUGGACUUCCUGGAAAACCUUCUCCUAAUGUCAUUGCUGUUAUGUUUAGGAUAUUGGCAAAUCGACAGUCUGCUGCUCGCUCAAAAGAGAGGAAGGCACGAUAUAUACAAGAGUUGGAGCGCAAGGUGCAAACCCUUCAAACGGAAGCAACUACUCUAUCAGCCCAAUUGACUCUCUUCCAGCGAGACACAACGGGUCUCAGUACAGAGAAUACAGAGCUUAAGCUUCGUUUGCAGGCUAUGGAGCAACAAGCCCAAAUGCGUGAUGCUUUGAACGAAGCAUUGAAGAAGGAAGUUGAGAGGCUUAAAAUUGCUACCGGAGAAAUGAUGAGCCCUUCCGAGUCUUUUAACUUGGGAAUGCAUCACAUGGCAUACGCCCCAUCGUCUUUCAUUCAACUUUCACAGCAACCAGGGUCUGCUGGCCCUCAAAAUAUUCAAAUGCCACCAUAUAACCAUUCCCCAUCCAACAUGUCUAGCCACCCUCUGCAUCCAUCAGACUCUCAUUCUCUCUCGGAGGUGCUACAAAGCGACCCUCUCGGUCGAUUACAGGGUCUCGAUAUCAGUAGUAAAGGAUCGUCGCUUGUGAAAUCCGAGGACCCUUCUCUCUCUGCUAGUGAGAGCAGUACAACCUUUUGA
Cucurbita pepo subsp. pepo (vegetable marrow) is the source of this 696-nucleotide messenger RNA. Its product is annotated as transcription factor RF2b-like. Lineage: Eukaryota; Viridiplantae; Streptophyta; Magnoliopsida; Cucurbitales; Cucurbitaceae. Gene Ontology annotation, biological process: regulation of DNA-templated transcription. Gene Ontology annotation, cellular component: nucleus. The record is from RefSeq and is a predicted model, not a curated record. Gene Ontology annotation, molecular function: DNA-binding transcription factor activity.